CCCUCUUUCCUCCGACAAACGGUAACACGACCCGCUUGGAUCGUGGAGCUUAGGCUGUCCCCCACCACAUGUGACUGUCCGAAUCUCCCCCACGGAGCACCCGAAGGAACCGAAACGAAACUUCCCCAAUCCAUACGAACCUUCUCGCUUCGUGUUGUUGCUCAGCUCCGUCACCUGCAUCCCCCGUUCUGCGCGAUGGGAGGACCCAACGAUGCAGCAGGAGACUCCUUCCUCUCCGAAAGAUCGGCCAAGGUCUUUGUCGCGGGCCACCGCGGCCUUGUGGGCUCCGCCAUCGUGCGGAAGCUCCGGGACCUGGGGUUCGCCAAUCUGGUCCUCCGCACCCACGCCGAGCUCGACCUCACGCGCCAGUCGGAUGUCGAGGAGUUCUUCGCUGCCGAGAAGCCGCGGUUCGUGAUCCUUGCUGCUGCUAAGGUCGGCGGCAUCCAUGCCAACAACACGUACCCGGCGGAUUUCAUCGCCAUCAAUCUUCAGAUACAGACCAAUGUCAUCGACUCUGCCCAUCGCCAUGGUGUCAAGAAGCUCCUGUUUUUGGGAUCUUCUUGCAUUUACCCGAAAUUUGCACCUCAGCCGAUUCUGGAAGAUGCUUUGCUAACUGCCCCUCUCGAGCCCACUAAUGAAUGGUAUGCGGUUGCGAAAAUUGCUGGGAUUAAAAUGUGUCAGGCUUAUCGGAUUCAGUACGGUUGGGAUGCGAUAUCAGGAAUGCCCACAAAUUUGUAUGGACCGAAUGACAAUUUUCAUCCUGAGAAUUCUCAUGUCUUGCCAGCAUUAAUGAGACGGUUUCACGAGGCGAAGGUGAGGGGAGCAAAGGAGGUGGUGGUGUGGGGUACGGGGAGUCCAUUGAGGGAGUUUUUGCAUGUGGAUGAUUUAGCAGAUGCGGUUGUUUUUCUGAUGGAGAAGUAUAGUGGGUUGGGGCAUGUAAAUGUCGGGAGCGGGAAGGAGGUGACUAUCAAGGAAUUGGCUGAGUUGGUGAAGGAGGUCGUGGGGUUCGAGGGUCAGCUUGUUUGGGAUUCUUCAAAGCCAGAUGGGACUCCUAGGAAGCUCAUGGAUAGUUCAAAACUGGCAAGUUUAGGUUGGACGCCAAAGAUUUCGCUGAAAGAGGGUCUUUGCGAUACCUAUAAAUGGUACUUGGAGAACGUGAAGCAAUGAUGCAAGUGCUUCACUGGAGAUGUCUAUUGUGGUGCUAUUUAUAUUCUGUUUUCUUGGGUGAUUUCACUGAUUCAUUGCGGUAGAGAUGAACAUGUGUACCGAUGCUAUGGUCUAUUGUGGUGCUAUUUAUAUUCUGUUUUCUUUGGUGAUUUCACUGAUUCAUUGCGGUGGAGAUGAACAUGUGUACCGAUGCUAUGGUCUUUCCGAUAUUACAACUUGAUGAGCGCUUGCCACUAGUUAGCAUUAUUAUUGAGAGAAUAAGAAUAGUACCUUCUUUCCAAAAAUUCAACAAA
Messenger RNA from Syzygium oleosum, 1460 nucleotides. Its product is annotated as putative GDP-L-fucose synthase 2. The transcript is spliced from 3 exons. Gene Ontology annotation, molecular function: GDP-L-fucose synthase activity. The coding region runs from base 196 to 1167 and encodes 323 amino acids. The record is from RefSeq and is a predicted model, not a curated record. Lineage: Eukaryota; Viridiplantae; Streptophyta; Magnoliopsida; Myrtales; Myrtaceae. Gene Ontology annotation, biological process: nucleotide-sugar biosynthetic process.